CUCUUCUUCUUUGUGCAGCCCGACAAACCCCCCCAAAGCCACCGACUUCCUCUCCUUUGAAAACCGAAAAAGGGGCUUGAAAUUCUCCUUCUUUCUUGUUCAAUCACAAGAUUUGGGGCUUAGAAUCUUCUCCCUCAACCCAGAAAAUCCCGGUCUGCUCUACUUCUUCCUCCCUUGUCCGUCGGGUUCUGCUGGGUUUGAAUCCUUCGACUUUUUCUGGUAAGCCACAGCCAAGAAAUCAUCUCCUUAGCCUUGAUUUAACUUGGGUUACUCUAAUUUUUGGUUGUGGUUCUUGAAUUUUGGGUAGUUUCCGUGAGUUUCCCCUGCAGAUGCCGCCGGCUUCUUCUCCCUUCCAAGUCCGGUUCUGCAGCUGGAUUUUCUGGUAUGUUGACAGCCCCUCCAAGCCCCGAAUUUGUCCAUUUAUUUGCUGAUUUGUGUGUCCGAAAAUCUGCUGGAAAUAGGGGAGAAAAUUGAUAGUAAUUAGACCAUGAUUUAACUUAAUUCAAGUGGGAUUUAUAUGAUUGAGUGUUAAUUGUCUGUUGGGUGAUUUUUGGAGAAAAUCCCGUGAAUUAGCUAGGGUUUUGGCCAAUGUUUGGAAGUUAGAGUUACUGUUCACGUCGUGAGCACUGUUCAUGGGUACUGUUCACACACCGAGGGUUAAUGAUUAACGGGGAUUUAAAGGUUUAGUUUGUGAUAUAAGAAUGAAAUUGGAGAUGUUGGGUUAUGUGGAGAUUGAUAGAAAUAGCACUGUGAUUGGGGGUAGUGUUGAUGAUGAUUUCAGUUUGAAUUUAUGGUAGUGCGAUAUUAAUUCUUGGAAUAUUGUGAUUAGGUUUUGAUCAUUCUGUCACCGUAGCACUUGGGUUAGCCUUUUGUUCUGUGCGAGUGAGGUAAGUAAAUUAUGGUAAAGCCC
Rubroshorea leprosula is the source of this 910-nucleotide messenger RNA. Lineage: Eukaryota; Viridiplantae; Streptophyta; Magnoliopsida; Malvales; Dipterocarpaceae. The record is from the annotation of a GenBank genome assembly.